ACAGAAAUGUUUAAUAAGUUAGGAUCCAGUUCAAAGAACCAGUUCCUUGAGCAGACAAAGGCUGCACGAGCAGAGAGAGCUCAGGGAAAGGAACGAGAAAAGUAUGCUAUAACAUUACAGGCACACAUCAGAGGUUUUCUGACCAGGCGUCGGUUUCAGAAAGGAUUAAAGGCUAGUAUUAAUGAACUACUCCAGAUUCCAGAAAAUCCAGACGAUGAAUAUAAACCCAAGUUACUGCCAUCCCUGGAAGCCUACAAGAAAAUCAAACAAUUUUUCUUUACAUUUUCACCAGAAAAUGACAAAAAGAAUUUUGAAUUUUUAUGUCGGUAUCUGUUGGCCUCCAUGGAUACAGAACAGAUAAAGUUGUGCUAUGUAUCUGUGGCUCUGAUGAAACCUUAUGUCGUUGAGUGGAUUCAACAAGCGAAGAAUGUCAUGUGGCAGAGCUGUUCAUGUCUCAGAACCCUCAGGCCUGAAAACCACACAGAAAUGCAGUCCAUUAUGUUACACUUACGACUGUUGAUCACCUUUACCAGCACCAGCACAUGGAAAAUACUCAAGGGAAAGACAGGUGAACCUCUGGCCUCUAUGAUGAAUCAACUUUGCAACAAUUUGAUGGGAAAUCUCAACACUAAAGGAAUGUACCCAAUACUUCAGGGAUUACUCAACAGGGGCCUGGCUGCCUCCAAACCUGCCUUCAAACACGCCUCCUUGUCUGCAGUCAUCACCCUGGCAUUAAGGCCUCUCAUUGCUUCCAAUUUCUCUGAAAACCUGAUGAACGUGUUUAUACUACACAUCCUCUCAGUGCCUGCUAUUGUGUGUCACAUGUCAACCUUGUCUCCUGUUUGCCUUAACCAGAUGGUCACUCACAGAAUAUUCAAACGGUCCCUGGAUCUUCUGACCAAUGAACAAAGCACCAGGAUCAUCUUCAACUCCCUAGAGGGCAACUACGCCCUCUGUCUCCUUGCAAAUCUCGUGCAGCUUGGUUACUUGGAGCUAGAGGGUCUGGUGGAAAAUACAUUGAGCUUCAUGACGGUUGUGAUCCGCUUGUUGGAGAGUUGUAAAGUGUAUGUGCUAAACAAGAAGUCCAACCUGACCCACUGGCAUCCAGUCCUCGGCUGGUUUUCCCAGAACACAGACCAGUGCCUCCAUGCAGCCAUGCCAUAUGUUGUGAAACAGCUACAGCUACUGUGGUGUGAGAAGAUGAUAAGACUUCUCUUCCUUGAACUUAUUACCUACGUCGAGGCUGACACAGAAAAACAGAGCAACAAAUCUUCCACACCAUCAAAAAACAUAGUUCUGCGAGUUUUAGACAAAGCCUCUUCUAAACCUCCAGUGAAGAUAAAACUGGAGAGUUCCAUAGCGACAUCAACGUGUCUACCAUGUGCCCUUUACCAGACUACGAUCAACACACUGUCACAGCUCCGACUAGACAUCCUGGGAGGACUGAGUUAUAAUGACGUUCUACUGCCUAUCCUGUGGAAAUUUUUAUGUGACAUGGGUCCCAACUGUGGCCUCAAGACCUUUGUGGAGCUCCUCAGUCAGACACCAAACUCCACCAUACAUCCAGUGUUUAGUCUUCUAACAGUGUUCUGUGAAUCAGCUAGUCACUACAUCACGACUUUAGAUGAUAUAGAAAUGUACGAACAGAAAAAGAUAUUCAGUCCUACAGACUAUAUGAAGAUGAGUGAAUUCCUCAACCUGUUCGUGUUUCGUGUUAUCUGGCACAACCUUAUAGAUAUACAGACAGCUAGUACUAAUGAUAUGUUUGGAGCCGCGCGGGGCCUGCUGAUGAUUCUGUAUGAGAGAGACUGUCGGAAGUCCUACACAGAAAAGGAUCAUUGGUUAAUAAGAGACAUCAAGCCCAGUUUAUUUAUCAGUGAACUAGAAAAGGGAAGGAAGACUGCUGUUUAUUUAAUGCAGAAAGUACCACACAUUAUACCAUUCUCAGAGCGGGUGAAGAUUUUCCGGCGUAAUGUUACAAAGGAGAAGGAAGUGAUGGGGCUGACUGAGUCAGCGUGUGCCUCACCCCAGUCUACACUUAUCACUAUCAACAGGGGACGUGUUGUUGAGGAUGGAUACAGACAACUGGCUCAACUACCUGCUCGGUCAAUGAAGGGAGUCAUCAGGGUCAAGUUCAUCAAUGAACAGGGCCUGGAUGAGGCAGGUAUUGAUCAGGACGGUGUGUUUAAAGAGUUUUUGGAGGAAACCAUUACCAAAGUGUUUGAUCCUUCACUUAACCUAUUCAAGGUGACAAGUGAACAAAAGCUCUACCCAUCUUCUACAUCACAUAUACAAGAGAACCACCUGACGUUGUUUGAGUUUGUCGGCAAGAUGUUAGCCAAGGCUGUGUACGAGGGUAUCGUCGUUGAGGUUCCUUUUGCACCAUUUUUCUUGACACAGAUACUUGGCCAUCAGCAGAGCGCCACCUACAGUUCACUCGAUGAAUUACCUUCACUCGAUCCUGAACUUGCCAAAAGUCUCUGUUAUACAAAGCAUUAUGAUGGUGAUAUCAGUGACCUUGAACUGACCUUCUCCUGUGACGAGGACUGUAUGGGAAGAAUAGAAACCCAUGAGCUAGUGCCAGGGGGAAAGGCUAUCUCUGUCACUAAUGAAAACAAAAUACGAUAUGUCCAUCUGAUGGCACACUUCCGUAUGUACCGCCAAAUCAAGGAGCAAUCUAUGGCUUUUAUACGUGGCUUUAAGACUGUCAUCAAUUCUGAUUGGUUAAAGAUGUUUUCUGCCCCAGAACUUCAGAAGCUUAUAUCCGGUGAUAAUGCUGACCUUGACAUUGGAGAUCUGAGGCGACACACACAGUAUUAUGGUGGUUAUCAUAACAACCACAAAGUGAUCAACUGGCUGUGGGAUGUGCUGGACAAGGAUUUCUCCUCCUCAGAAAGGGGACUGUUUCUCAAGUUUGUAACAAGUUGUUCCAAGCCACCAUUACUAGGAUUUGCCCACCUAGAGCCACCUUUUUCCGUGAGGUGUGUUGAGGUCAGCGAUGACCAGGACACAGGAGACACAGUGGGUAGCGUCCUCAAGGGUUUCUUCAACAUCAAGAAACGAGAUCCUGUUGGGCGUCUCCCAACUUCUUCUACCUGUUUCAACCUCCUUAAACUUCCAAACUACCAGAAGCGCAGUACACUUAAGGAAAAACUUCGUUAUGCCAUCAAUUCCAACACUGGUUUCGAAUUGUCCUGA
Ylistrum balloti is the source of this 3198-nucleotide messenger RNA. Its product is annotated as ubiquitin-protein ligase E3B-like. Gene Ontology annotation, biological process: ubiquitin-dependent protein catabolic process; protein polyubiquitination. The coding region runs from base 7 to 3198 and encodes 1063 amino acids. Gene Ontology annotation, molecular function: ubiquitin protein ligase activity; protein binding. Lineage: Eukaryota; Metazoa; Mollusca; Bivalvia; Pectinida; Pectinidae. The record is from RefSeq and is a predicted model, not a curated record. The transcript has 29 exons.